Molecule: messenger RNA, 3725 nt
Organism: Rubroshorea leprosula
Lineage: Eukaryota; Viridiplantae; Streptophyta; Magnoliopsida; Malvales; Dipterocarpaceae
Source: the annotation of a GenBank genome assembly
GCUUAAUUCUCGGCAAUGUCAGCUCUCCCGUGCCCGAGAUUGCAACCUGCUACAGCCAUUUUCGCUCCGGAGCUCGAUUGCGCCGCUGGAAUUCAGAUUUUCAGAGCCGAUUAGAAUCAGGUACUGUGUACGUAAUGUUGAUGGUAGAUCAUCCAAUUUUGGGUGUGAUUUACAGUUUAAACGAUCGAUUGGGGGAUUUUGGGGUAUCUGAUUGAGUUUUUUUUUUUUUUUUCUUAGUUGGUGGAUUAUCGCUCUGGAGCUGGGUUACGCAGCUAGAAUUGGGAUUUUCUUAGUGGAUUAAUAUCAGAUUUUGUGGAAGAAGACAGAAAGAGGCUGUUUGUUGACAGUUAAAAGGAUGAUACUUUGUGAAUAAUCAGCAGUUGCCUUUUUUCUUUAUGUUGGAUUUUAAGUGGGAGGGUUCUCUUUUGUGUAUAUAUAUCAAUAUAUCUAAACUACCAAAUUUGCUACUAGGCCCUAAAUCAGGGGUUGCACAUAGAAAAACUAGAUUUGAAAUUGUGAAGAUAGCUGAUGUGAGAAUCACUUGGCCAUACAUUAUUGGCUUCUGGACUGGAGAGGAAACUGGUGGCUCAAGGGGCUAAAAUAUUGUUCCUAUGCAGAUAAAUAAGAUCAGAAACAUUUCAGAUAAUAUGAUCAGAGAGGCGUCUGGUCCUUCUGGUAAAUGGAUCCAGCAAGAAUCAACAUCAAUUGUUUCAAAUGUGGGGAAAAAUUUAAACAAUAAUGUCUCCAUACAGACAGGUGAGGAAUUCUCCAUGGAGUUUCUUCAGGAUCGUGUUGCUAUGAGAGGGAUUCCUGUUGUACCAGAUACAGCUCAGAUUGUUGAGAAGAGACUUGGAUUCAAUCAGAAGCAGAAUUUGGACCACAAGCUGGCAUAUGAAGAUAUUGCCCGACUUCUUGGGUUGGGGAGAAUGGAUUCCGAGUGUGCUUCUGAUAUUUCUGAAUUUCAAUCUGCAAAAGGGUCUCUCAUGGAGAUAGAAAAUGGAUCUUGUGUUGAAAGUUUAAGUAGAUUACAGGAGGAUGGUGAUGCAGGGCAUAGGUCAAGGAAAGCUUUUUGUGAAUUGAAUUGUGAUAGGACAGCUGGUUCUGUACCAAAUGUUCCACUUCCACCCCUGUAUCCAUCUGAUUCUCUGAGUUCCAAAAACUUUAAUGGGCCAUGUUCGCCGGUAGUUUCUGAUAAAUCUCAGUCUGGGAAAAUUAAAUUCCUCUGCAGCUCUGGUGGAAAAAUAUUGCCCAGGCCCAGUGAUGGAAAACUCAGAUAUGUGGGAGGAGAGACACGCAUUAUUUCCAUCGGGAAGAAUCUUUCUUGGGAAGAACUUGUGAGGAAAACUUCAAUGAUUUGCAACCAACCUCAUUCAAUUAAGUACCAGCUUCCAGGUGAGGAUCUUGAUGCCCUUAUAUCUGUCUCUUCUGAUGAAGACCUUCAGAAUAUGAUAGAGGAAUGCCAUGGUCUUGAGGGGCUUGGGGGUUCUCAGAGAUUACGGGUAUUUUUGAUUCCUUUGAGUGAAUCUGAAAAUGCAUCAUCCAUUGAGGCCAACACUAUUCAGCAGAGUGAUCCUGAUUAUCAGUAUGUUAUUGCUUUAAAUGGCAUAAUAAUAGAUCCUAGUCCUCAUAAAAAAACUGGUGGUGGGCAGUGCUUGACUGGUGAAAUAAGUCAACAUGGGACUAACUUGGGCCAAAACGCAAUUGCUCUAGAACAUUCUCCAUUACUCUUUCCAUUGGAGAUUGGAAGUGGAUUUGAUGCUUUGCACCCCUCUAAAACUUUUAAUGAAUCUCAAAAUACAACCAGACCUUCACAUCCAUCGCCUCCUAUUUCUCCAGCUCCCCUUCAGCCUGGAGAUACCCAGAGUAUUCCUGUAAAACUGCAUGGUGAUGACUCCAGCAUCGAAAGCAGUGGCUCCUUCAUCACAGCUCAGUUAAAUUCUGAGAACUCCAGCAUGGAAGCUGCUUUUAUCAAGGAUGCUGGACAUGCUGUGGCUGAUUUGCUGAAUCAUGAACUCCCUCACAAUAAGAUUGAUCGCAACCACCCAGACCAACUUGAGAGGCCUAUGCAUAAGGAAAGCACCUUUCUUCCUAUUUCACACUCAGAAGAUCCCCUAAGUCUGUUGUCAGGAUCUAUAGAUUCUGUUGAUUCUUACCCAGGAAUGUCCCAUGCAUAUUCUGAUUCAAAGCUGCAGGAGCAAGAAGGUGGUUCUGCUUACUGUUCACAAGAUGGAAUGAGCCCAUCAUCCCCCUUGAAUUUUGCCAAGACUCAGCCACCCUCUAUUCUAGUCUCAAGUGCUGUGAAGGAGAGGUCAGUGCCACUGCAUGAUAACAUGGAUCUUGUCAAACCAAAUGCACAGAAUAAUUUUGGGGGCAACAAAUCAUCUGGAUCACAGUUAACACCACAUAUGUUGUAUUCUCAAUCUCUAGAUCAAUCAGGCAGACAAGAACCUAUUCAUAAGAAUCCUGAUGGUAAUACUGACCAGUGUCAAGCAGCUAAGAUUGACGCAAGUAAACCUCACUUGAUCACACCAAGCCUUUAUGGUGAAAACACUGUAAUUUUGGAUGCCAGGAGUGGACCCAAUGAAAGAGAUCCAUUUUUGGUUCAACUUCAGAGGCUUUGUGAGGGGAGAUCACCCGCUACAAGUAUGGAGUGCAACAAGAAAAUGGCUGACACGGAAUGCAAUCAAACUAUCAAUUCCAGUAUAGCUACUUGGACAAAAGAUGUGGAGGCCUCUUGGAAUAAUGUUCCUUCAUCAUCCGCCAAUGAUUUCAAAUGUUUUAUAGAAAAUAAUAUGGAUCAAAAUCAGAUCUUGGACAGAACCCCUUCUGAUCUUUUGACAGACCAAAUACCGGCCACAGACAGGUGUUCUGCUUUGGAUGACAAAGUAAUUGAUGGACAACUAAGCAAUACUUCUUGGAUCAGGAAUUCUGAAAUUGCAGGCUUAAUUCCAAAGAGCAGAGCUGACUCAAUAGAUAAAGGUUCCCUGCCUGAUCUCAUCACUGGAUCAUCUAAUGCCCCAGUUUUGCAGCCUGCUAGAAGUCAAAAGGCCACUGAUAUUAAAGAAGCUACACUAAUGAAUUCUGCUGGUUUGAAUCUGCCUGCAGUGCUGGUUGAUUCUGGUCCCACCUUAAACCUGCAUGUGAAUGAAAGUUAUUCCAUGUUUCAGAAUUCAACCUGUAAUGCUACUUUAAAAAGAGAGUUUUCUCUCAUUGAUGAUGACUUUAUCAGCUAUCCUGAUCAAAAUGUGGGAAAGUUGGGAUUAGGUGAAUCUGCUUACGAUAAGUCAAAUCUAGAAGACUUUUUGUCCGCUCAAGCAAGAUCCUCUAGCAAGAGUAAGAAUCAAAUCCAGCUAGAGUCAACAACUGCUUUGGAAGAUCUAACUGAUAGUUUGUGCUCUGGGAUUCAAUCUUCCUUUGCAGUUGUUCUACAUGUGGAUGUUACCAGCACUGGUAUGAUAUCCCCUUUUGCAACAGACUCAGAGAAUGUGAUUCCAGAGUCUGAACUUGAGGAUGCCAUGGCUGAUGGUCAAGGCAAGGAUGAAUCCUUUAGUGAAGCCAUGAUAAAUGAGAUGGAAGCCAGCAUCUAUGGCUUGCAGACUUUGAAUUUAGAUCUGAAGUUUCCAGAGAGGUAAGGUGAGAAAAAGUCUUAUUGUUUUGUAUGGAUGGGUUAUCUCUUUUCUUGCCCUUCUGUAUGAGUUUUUGUAUCAUAAAUAACCUGUAGAUGA